This is a messenger RNA of Aspergillus nidulans FGSC A4, 1121 nucleotides long. Its product is annotated as NADP-dependent oxidoreductase. The transcript is spliced from 2 exons. Gene Ontology annotation, molecular function: oxidoreductase activity, acting on the CH-CH group of donors, NAD or NADP as acceptor; oxidoreductase activity. The record is from RefSeq and is a predicted model, not a curated record. NCBI's taxonomy places the organism in Eukaryota, Fungi, Ascomycota, Eurotiomycetes, Eurotiales, Aspergillaceae. Bases 1 to 1062 code for a protein of 353 amino acids.
AUGUCGAACAAGCAGAUCAUCCUCCACGAGCGUCCUACAGAUGCCAUCGAUCCAUCCCUCACAUCCGGCACCUUUCGACUCCGCACCGUCCCCCGACCCGACAAUGUUCCCGCCGACAAGGUGCUCGUGCGAGUGCACUACCUUUCGCUCGAUCCGGCGAUGCGUCAGUGGCUCUCUGCCAGUCGUUCAUAUAUAGCACCUGUGAAGAUCGGCGCUGUCAUGCGUGGCGUGAGCAUGUCUCGAGUGGUUGCUGUAGGCAAGGACCUUGCUUCCAAGUUCCAAGUCGGUGACUGGGUUUCUGCCUACACCGGCUGGCAGGAGUAUGCUGUGCUGGGAAAGGACGAUGUAGAGAAGAUUGCCAUCCCGGUGGGUGGCCGACCUACCGACGUGCUCUCCGUCCUUGGCUUGACGGGAUUGACGGCAUACUUCGGGAUGAUUGAAAUCGGACAGCCUCGUCCCGGAGACACUGUCGUGGUGUCUGGAGCCGCCGGGGCUACUGGUAUGGUGGCCGGACAGAUCGCUAAAAUCAAAGGGGCCAAGCGCGUUAUUGGUCUGGCUGGAACUCAGGAUAAGUGCGACUUUCUAGUCAAGGAGUUGGGUUUUGAUGUGGCUAUCAACUAUAAGUCCCCUAACUGGCGCAAGCAAUUGAAAGCGGCAACACCGGACUAUAUCAAUGUCUAUUUUGACAAUGUCGGCGGCGAAAUCCUCGAUGCUUGUCUGGCCCGGGCUGCUCCCUUCUCGCGCUUUGUUAUGUGUGGUGCUAUCAGUCAGUACAAUACCUCGAAGCCAAAGGGGCCAGCUAGCUAUAUGAAUGUGAUUUCGCAACGUGUCACUAUGAAAGGCUUUAUAGUUUUCGAUUUCGCCGAAAAGUAUGCAGCCGCUCGCGAGGAACUGUCGUCCUGGCUAGCCCAGGGCAAGCUUGCUCGCAAGGAUCACAUCCUCACUGGUGGACUGGAAUCGGCUCCCAAAGCGCUCGUGGAUCUAUACGCCGGCGCGAAUACCGGGAAGAUGAUGGUUGAAGUGGCUCCCGUCAACGAGACGGAACCACGGGCGAAACUAUAGACACGAUGCUGCUCUGUAGAAAAUUGUUGCCUAUACAGAUACCCAUGAUCGCCUUGUUC